AUGAAGCGUGGAUAUUUGCUGGCAUGCUUGCGCCUGCAGCUCUCCUGGGGUUACGACAACGGGGCCCCACACUCGCGCCUGCCGCCCCUGGGUUGGUCCAGCUGGGUUGGCCUAGGCCGGCAGUGGCCAGGCCCUGGGGGCCAAGCACCGGAGUUUGACUUCUGCGAUGAGGUUAGCGUGAAGCUCUCUGUUGACGCGUUUCACGAGGUGGGUCUUUACGACGCCGGCUACCGACACUUUCACUUGGACGAUUGCUGGGCAGACCAUGAGAGGAAUGCAUCAGGCUUCCUGCAGGCAGACCGGCAGCACUUUCCCAACGGCAUGAAACCCAUCGUAGACUACGCGCAUUCCAAGGGCCUGACCUUUGGGCUCUACACUUGUGCUGGGACCUAUACCUGUGUGGGUCGAAGGCCCGGAUCCAAGGGUCACUUCACCCAAGACGCUGCUGUGUUUGCAGAGUGGGGUGUGGAUGUGGUGAAGAUGGACUGGUGCUUCAGUGAUGGUAUGGAGCCGGAGCCCACCUACACAGCUUUCUCCAAGGCCCUCAACGCAACUGGCCAUCCUAUCCACUUCAACAUGUGCGAGUGGGGAAAAGCUGCCCCCUGGACCUGGGGUCCCAAGGUUGCGCAGUCCUGGAGGGCCACUGGGGACCAUGUUCCCCUCUGGCAGGACACCAAGAAGGUGAUCGCGGAAAGAUCGCAGAUUCCUGAGGCUGAUGCAGGACGUCCUUAUGCAUGGAAUGACAUGGACAUGCUGGAGACCGGAAAUUACCGGCAGGCUGCUCACGCCAAUGGCAAGACUGGAAACAUGACCAAAGAAGAGUAUCGAACAGAGGUGAGCAUGUGGGCCAUCCUGGCUUCGCCUCUGAUCAUUACGACUCCGCUGUUGAACUGCUCCAAAACAGAUCAAAUUGCAGCAAACUUCACACCUGGCACCUGCAGACCAUCCAUCACUCCGCUGCAGAGGGAGCUGCUUUUAAACAAGGAGGUGAUCUCCAUCAACCAGGUCGACACUCCGGGGGGUCGACUCUUGAAGGAUUUUGGUGCCUGGAUGGUAUACAUCCGAAAUCUUGCGGAAGGAUCCGUGGCAGUGGCCCUCUACAAUCCAUCCGAUGCAAAGGUCGAUGCUCGUUUGGACUUGUCCUUGCUCGGGUGGACCUCUGGUACGGUGGCCAGAGUCCGGGACCUGUGGGCACAACAGGAGCUGCCUCCAGCGAAGGAUCGCUUCCCGACCACCGGUUCCCUUGACCUUGAGGCGCACGCCACACUUCUGUUCCGGUUCGACAAGCAGACCUCCGAGCUCGUGGUAUGA
Messenger RNA from Symbiodinium pilosum, 1311 nucleotides. Lineage: Eukaryota; Dinophyceae; Suessiales; Symbiodiniaceae. The record is from the annotation of a GenBank genome assembly.